Messenger RNA from Fimicolochytrium jonesii, 2024 nucleotides. Its product is annotated as putative surface protein with EGF domain. The transcript has 5 exons. The record is from RefSeq and is a predicted model, not a curated record. NCBI's taxonomy places the organism in Eukaryota, Fungi, Chytridiomycota, Chytridiomycetes, Spizellomycetales, Powellomycetaceae. The coding region runs from base 373 to 1908 and encodes 511 amino acids. Gene Ontology annotation, molecular function: metal ion binding; heme binding.
CAGUAAUAUCACAGUUCUGGAAUCUGCUCAGUGGCGAGAUCUAGGGGCUACUAUCGCCGAACGCCAGCCCUCCUUUUUUUUUCAUGUGGCCAUCUGAUAUGUGCUGUGGACAUGGAACAAGUCCGAAAAUAACCAAACAGUCGUGAUCAUUGUUGACCAAGUGACCUCGCUUGUAGGCGGCCCAAAGGGCAUAAACGCAUCAGUAACGGAUCCCAGUUCGAAAAAAACAGACUUGGGGAUCGUAAAUAUAUGAGGACGGACUGGACCCGCAUGCCCUUUCUCCCAACUUAGACAUUCGCCGCUCCUCAUAUUUUGUCCAGCGCUUGUCCAACACAUCAUCGCUUAUUUGCACUCCCACUCACUCUAUUCAGCAUGCUUCUCGCUCGCCGCUGUUCGGCUCUGUGCUCUAUGGCCCAGCCAUUGAGGCGGCCGAACCUCAUCCGUUGCCUCGCCACGGUCCAGAGUGCCACCGGCCGAGCAGCACCCAUCGGCGGCUUUCCAACGUCUUCCGCGCCAUCGGAGUUCAUUAUCACAGCUGAAAAUGGAUUCCUGCCCAUUAACGACCCCAUCAAGAAGCUUCCUGCGGAAUUCGAAAAGCUGGAAGAUCUUCUAAACCGCAUGCCCUUGACUCGAACCGAUACCAAACAGCCUGGCCUCCUCGCCACAGGACAGCUUGGCGCCGCAGUAGAAAAUGAACUCCCGUUAUACGAUGUGAGCAACAUUCAGGACCCACGCUUACUUCAUGCUCUUUUCCGCGAUUACACAUUCCUCGCCAGCGCCUAUCUUUUGGAGCCCUGCGACAUCUUCUACCGGAAGAAGCAAGAUUACGGCUUGGGCCGGUCGCGCCUGCCAAAGUCGAUCGCGGUUCCGAUGACGCAGGUUGCGGCAAAGCUGCACAUGAAGCCAUUCAUGGAAUAUGCCACCUCGUAUUCCCUCUACAACUACAAGCGGGUGGACCCAUCGAAGAGCCUCGAGUACGACAACCUUGCGCUGAUUCGGGGCUUCUCGGGUAUGCCUUCCGAGCACGGUUUCAUUUUGGUCCACGUUGCAAUGGUUGCGCAUAGUGGCUCGCAGGUCCGACACACUCUUGGAGCGCUGAAUGCAAUCCCCAGCAACGACCGCACGAGUUUCAACGAGCAUCUCCAUAAACUCAACAUGACUAUGUCCAAGAUCAAUGGAGAGAUGGAAACGAUGUGGCUCCGGAGCUCACCCGCUGACUAUACAAAGUUCAGAACCUUCAUCAUGGGUACGAAGAACCAGCCGAUGUUCCCCGAGGGCGUGGUCUACGAGGGCGUAUCAGAGACCCCUACCUUCUACCGAGGGGAGAGCGGCGCAAAUGAUAGUAUUGUUCCUUCGUUGGACAACUUCCUCAUGGUCACCGAAAACAUGCCCCAGAACGCCCUGACGGACAUCCUGCGGGAUUUCAGGAGCUACAGGCCUGAGAACCACACCAUGUGGCUCAGUUGGCUUGAAUCAAAGGCGAAAGAGGUAAACGUCAAGGGAUACGCACUGGAGGAUGCCAACUCGGCCGUUCUCUACUUAAGUCUCCUGGACCAACUUCGUGAUUUCCGUGCCCGUCAUUGGAACUUCACCAAAACGUACAUCCUCAAGAACACCAAGCACCCCAUCGCAACCGGGGGCUCGCCCAUCGUCACAUGGCUUCCCAACCAGCUCGGCGUCGUUCUCCGCGCCAUGACCGAGGCCAGCAGCCGGGUCAACAUGCUUAAGGAUCAAUUGACACCAAGGAACCGAGAGUUGGCGGACGAGUUGGCGGACAGGGCAGCGACGCAGAGCCGCAUCUUGGCACGAGAGGUAGAGGAACUGAAAACACAAUAUGUGGCCCAGGACGUAGCGGAAAUGGACUGGAAGAAGGCGCAGAGCUCCCAGCAGAUGUCGGCGUCGGCUUGAGCUGUAGUUUCCUUAUAAGCAUUUGAAAGUUGGAGAUACUAAAAGUAUAGCUGGUUUAUCAUUCAUCUCCUUUUGUAUUUGGUAUUAUACAACAGACAUUGCACUGAAUGACGAAC